AUGGAAAAAUAUCCGCUUGCCACCGAUUAUCUCGGGCAAAACUGGCAAAAUGAUGAGCUAAUGUCUCAGCUCGAAGAGGAAAUCAAAAAAGGAAACGAACAAGUCGCCAUAGAAGAGGCUAUUUACCCGAAAAUGGAGGAGCUCAUGUUUGACGUAACUCUAGUUAAGCUAGGUGUCGCCAAUGUCAAGGAGAAUAAGGAUAUGAUGGAACAGACUAAUGCGAUGAUGCAGCAGUGUAUGUUUCAAAUAACGCGAAUGGAGCAGCUGCUCGAAAACGCCGGUUUGCAGGACAUCCUCUACUACGCAGUGCAGCAAAAGGAGCUGCUGGUCCAGAGCCAAAUGACGUUAUUUGAGGAUCAGGCAGUACUUGAGGAGCAGCAGAAAAUCAUCCUUGAAUCUCGCAACAUUGUUAAAGAAUUUCGUCAAGAACAGGGCUUUAAAGAGGAGGCCGAAAAGAAGCUAGGCGCUGUGGAACACGAACUAGGUCAGCUGGAUCGCCAGUGGGCGAUUUCAAUCACAAGUAUGACUAAUGAUCGUAACCAGAAGAUAGUCAGCAUCAUACAUAUGAGCAACUUGAUUAACGAGUUGCAGUUACAGCUAAAACAAAAGAACUUUAAGAAAAUUGAUUUUGUUGGAAAGGAUUUUGUUUCACCUAGCAAUGCAAAGCUUCGGGCGAGCUCAUCUGGCGUUGCUUCACCAUUUCAGUCAGCGUUGGACUUUAUCAAUGACUUUUUGAUCACGAAGCCCAUAGAGAAGGGCAAUCAAGACGAGGAAAAAGACGAAAGUGAGGAUGACCGGAGUCAGAUAAAGGAGACACCGCUUCGAUCCAUUUUAAUUAAUCGUACGGAAGAGAUAUUUGAUAUCGUCCCUAACGUACCAACGAAGCAAGUUCGAUUUGCUCCCGAUCCAAAGCUUACGCGGAUUGUUGAAGUAAAAUCAGAGGAGAAUGAUUGGCUCUUAGAAUCAGAAGAGGCAGAAGCCCCAAAUGAGGAAUCAGUGGAUCCAUUAAAUGAAGAAUUAGAGGAGUCAUUAGACGAAGAAUUAGAGGAGUCAUUAGAACAAGAAUUUGAGGAACCAAAAGAUGAGGAGGAGUUCGAGGACGAAAUUGAGGUUGAUGAUGAAGAAUUCGAGGAAAAAGAAGAAAAAAACGAUUCAGAGAUAAUGCUGAAUCUAGAGCUGGAAGGGUAUGAAGAGAAAUCUGGAUCAGAUAUCGAGGAACCCGAAUCAGAUGAUAAGGAAUCUGUUAGUGAGGCAUCAGGAGAAGAAACCCCCAAUAACCUGCCAGAAAAUGAAAAUGAUGGAAUGAAACUCAAAGUUAAGGACCAGAAAACGGUUGAAUUGAUAAGUAACAAGUCCUCCCGCCCCGAAAAACCGAAAAUAAUUAGCGUGGAGAUCAUCUCGCCUGCUAAAAACUUCACUUUGAAGGAUAGCGACGAUAUACCUAGUACCUCCACCGGUAUUCGCAAUCGCUGUACUACUAGCCAAUCGUCAAAACAUUUUAUAGAUCUAAACGAAUACGAAGCAACGCCGAAUAAGCGACGCAAAGUGGAUGAGGAAGAGUUUCCAAUGACUCAACCUGUGCCUGAGUUCUUCAAACAGCCAUCUUCCACUUUUGAGAGCAAUGAGGACCAAUCUCUACGAUUCUCCUCUCCCAGUAACGAUAUUAAUGAUGAUUACUUGCUAAAUUUUAGCGAUGAUAAUGAUACAAUUACUGACGGAUCAUACAUAUUAUAA
This is a messenger RNA of Drosophila eugracilis, 1734 nucleotides long. RefSeq lists its product as uncharacterized. The record is from RefSeq and is a predicted model, not a curated record. Lineage: Eukaryota; Metazoa; Arthropoda; Insecta; Diptera; Drosophilidae. Bases 1 to 1734 code for a protein of 577 amino acids. The transcript is spliced from 4 exons.